Messenger RNA from Penicillium canariense, 288 nucleotides. RefSeq lists its product as uncharacterized. The record is from RefSeq and is a predicted model, not a curated record. The transcript has 3 exons. The coding region runs from base 1 to 288 and encodes 95 amino acids. Lineage: Eukaryota; Fungi; Ascomycota; Eurotiomycetes; Eurotiales; Aspergillaceae.
AUGGUGCAGAAAGCUCCAGCACCUACCAAGCACUUCCAGAAGAUCUCAGGUCUUCCUACUCUGCCGGGACCUACUGGUAGAAUCCAGGUUGAUCGCGUUGCUAAGGACCAGAUUAAUUUCGCGAGUGAGGUUGACGUCCUGAAGCACCAGAAGCAUAAGAGAGGUGGCAACAGUGGGGCCCCGUCUGGCUCUACAAUCCGGAAGCAUAUCGAAUCGCAGCACGCUGGUUCACCUAGCUACCGUGGUCUUUAUGUGGUCACGGCGAACGCCUCGAAGAGUUGGUUGUGA